This is a messenger RNA of Plasmodium berghei ANKA, 1545 nucleotides long. Its product is annotated as 4-diphosphocytidyl-2-C-methyl-D-erythritol kinase, putative. Gene Ontology annotation, molecular function: 4-(cytidine 5'-diphospho)-2-C-methyl-D-erythritol kinase activity; ATP binding. Gene Ontology annotation, biological process: terpenoid biosynthetic process. NCBI's taxonomy places the organism in Eukaryota, Apicomplexa, Aconoidasida, Haemosporida, Plasmodiidae. The transcript has a single exon. The record is from RefSeq and is a predicted model, not a curated record. The coding region runs from base 1 to 1545 and encodes 514 amino acids.
AUGAAAAUCUGCCUACAAAUAAAAUUUUUAUUAUAUAUUUUUAUAAAUUAUGUUACCCGAAAUGUUCAAUCACGAAAUGUUCCUAACAAAAGUAUAAAUUUUGUAAGAAAAUUAAGUAAAGACACUAAAGGGGUGGAUAUAAAAAAGAGUUUUAUUAAUCAAUAUAAUAAUAUAAUUAAUGAAAAAUGUACAUAUAAAAAUAGUAAAGUAAUGAAAACUGAUAUAAUGAAAAUGAAUAAUGGUAGUCUUAAAUGCUUAAAAGGAAUUUAUUCAAAUAUAGAGAAUUAUAAUAAUGAUAGUGAAAAUGAGUAUGUGUAUAAAAAAGGGAAUGUACUAUGCAACGAAAAAAUGAAAUUGCUAAUAAAAAUAUUAAAUACAAAAAAAUGGUAUGAUUUAAAGCUUUUCUCUCCAGGCAAAAUUAAUUUAUUUUUAAGAUUAAAAGAGAAAAAAGAAAAAAUUAAUGAAUUAUCAACACUAAUGCAUGCUAUAAAUUUAGGAGAUGAUAUUUUUAUAAAAGCUUUAAAUAAAAAUGAACAAGAAAAAUUAUCAUCAAUAUUAUAUCCAUGUUUAUCAGGAGAUUUUUUAACAAUAGAAGAAGAACAAAGUAAAGAACAUGAUAUAAUAAAAGAAAAUAUAAAAGUGUGUGAAAAAAAUGAGGCACAUAAAUAUGAAUACAUGAAUUAUCCAUUAAAUGACAGUAAUAUAAUAAUAAAAGUUUUGAAAAAAUAUAGAAAAGAUUUAAAUAUAAAUGAUAAUAUAAGAUUUUUGAUUCACAUUAAAAAAAGAAUACCAAUUUUUAGUGGAAUUGGUGGUGGUUCAUCAAAUGGAGCUUCAGUUUUUUAUUAUUUAGAAAAGUAUUUUUAUAAAUAUUUAAAAACAAAUGAAUUAAAAAAUAACUUUUUAAAAGAAAUAGGAAGUGAUAUAAGUUUUUUUAGUAGCUCAGGAUUUGCUUAUUGCACAGGAAAAGGGAAUAAUAUAAUUGAUUUAGUAAAUUUUGAUGUUAUUAUAUCAGGAAAAAAAAUAUAUUUAUUUAAAAUUGAUGAAGGGCUAUCAUCAAAAUCUGUUUAUGAAAAUGUAGAUUAUAAAAAAAUAAUACAAUACAACCCAGUUAGAUUGUUAGAGAAAUUUAUUUGCAAUUUAAGAAGCAACUCAAACAAUAACGAUAAAAAUAAUAUAAUUGAAAUUGUGAAAAAAAGCGAAGAAUAUUAUAUGAAAAAAUUUGUUAACCAAAAUUUGGAUAUACAAAAUAUGUUUGUGAAUGAUUUAGAAAUUCCUGCUUUUUUUUUGCUUAAAAAAAUAAAAUAUUUAAAAGAUUUUUUAGCUAGCCAAAAUAUGUUUGAUGUUGUAACAAUGAGUGGAAGUGGGUCAUCAUUAUUUGCAAUUACAAAAAAUAAUGAGAAUUUAAAUCCAAAUAAAAUUAAAGAGUUAAUUAAACAAGCUGAGAAAAAUUUUAAUAUUAAUAUAAAAGUGUAUUCGUGUGAAGUUAUAAGAAAAUAUGAAAAUUCCUGGUAUAAUUCAGACAAAUUAGCUGAAGUUAUAGUGUAG